AGAAAGUAAAAAUGUCCCGUACUGCGAACGUGAUAAAAGCAUUCACUAUAUAAGUAUGAUUACUCAUUAACAGCUUUUCGUCCCGCGAAGACAGAGCAAACAAUGAAGGUGUAUGUUUGGAUGCCAACCAAUGAGCUAGUCGGCCACGCCUCUCUGGAGCUCUCUGAUGGAACCUACAUCAGCUGGUGGCCCGAUGAAGAUAAGAACAAAAGCUUGCCUAUGGUAACGAUGAAGGGCCACGCUUCGUCAAGUCUCGAGGAGGACAUUGACGGCGAAGGCCGUCAGCCGACUCACGAAUUCACUCUGAAGAAGAAGUACGACGAAAGGAAAAUGAAAAAAUGGUGGGACAAGUUUAAGUACGAAGGGUGGUAUGUGUUAACUGGAUCCAACUGCUGCUGGGUCGUCUACAAAGCAUUGACAGAAGGCGGAGCCCCGAGUGAAUUCCACACCAUUUGGAAACCAGUGAAUAUCAGGGACUAUGCGGCUAAACUGUGAGAUGCUGCGUGACAGGGGCCCGUUUUACAAAACAUCAUGGACCUAGUUUACAAAGCCUAACUAAAAGACUUACACGCGUGUAACUACGUACAUUUACAAUGCUUAAACACCUUCGUGUAACUACGUACAUUUACAAUGCUUAAACACCUUCGUUUACGAAAAACAGGCUUCCAGGGUUUAUUUCAGAGGGUUGGCGCCAUACCAAACUUAACCUAUUCUUUUUCUGGCAGAGGCCACCCAUACCCCUUGUUGACUGUGGUUACAUUCAAUUCCAUAGCGCCAUACCAAAUAUUUCUUUUUGGCAGAAACACUGGCUUCGUAAAUUUGGCCCCACAAGUUUACGUCUGCGACUAGCGGUUAUACCAGUCAUAUGUUUACACGUGAUUGGCAUCUGGUUCACGCAGAAAGUUACAUCAUUAUGGAAGAUGGAGCAUUUCAAGGAGAAAAGAAAAUGAAAUAUGUGAACUGCAAACUAUAUUAGUGGUACUAUUAGUAGUAAUAAGGAUUGUGGUUUAGUCGUAGAUUUAUGAUUACGUGCGAAACUAGUCUUACAAUGUUUUGUGAUAUUUCAUGUUUUUUGUCAAAUAUGAUUUAUGUCUCAUCGAGUGAAGUUUGCAAUCAUAUCUCACGAGUAGCUCUUAAGUGAGUGACUGAUAACACUUUUAUUUCACUAAUAUUUUAAGAUAUUUCACUAAAUGUUAUAUAAUAAGUCAAGUUAAUGUUUCUGAAAAGAGUUAAUAAUCAGAUUAUCUGGACACCGUUUUACUAAACGAUCUUUGCGCUAAGAUCACCUUAAGUGCAUAAGGUAGUUACAGCUAAGAUCUCCUUCAGUGCAUAAGGCAGUUAGCGCUAAGGUCACCGUAAGUGUAUAAAGUAGUUAGCGCUAUGAUCGCCUUAAGUGUAAAAGUAAUUAACGAUAAGAUCACCUUAAAUGCAUAAGGUAGUUGCAGCUAAGAUCUCCUUCAGUGCAUAAGGUAGUUAGCGCUAUGAUCACCUUAAGUGUAUAAAGUAGUUAACGCUAUGAUCGUCUUAAGUGUAUAAGUAAUUAACGCUGAGAUCGUUUCAUAGAACGGGACCCAGGCCCAUAUUUUCGGAAUUGUCCUUAGCGCUACUAUAUCUAAACCCAUCGCUAGGC
Molecule: messenger RNA, 1630 nt
Organism: Gigantopelta aegis
Lineage: Eukaryota; Metazoa; Mollusca; Gastropoda; Neomphalida; Peltospiridae
Exons: 2
Coding region: 103-495 (130 amino acids)
Source: RefSeq, a predicted model, not a curated record